Messenger RNA from Branchiostoma floridae (Florida lancelet), 1037 nucleotides. RefSeq names its product protein rolling stone-like. The record is from RefSeq and is a predicted model, not a curated record. The transcript is spliced from 2 exons. NCBI's taxonomy places the organism in Eukaryota, Metazoa, Chordata, Leptocardii, Amphioxiformes, Branchiostomatidae. Bases 65 to 991 code for a protein of 308 amino acids. Gene Ontology annotation, cellular component: membrane.
UAGCAUUCCAUUUCGACCGGCUAAUUAGCAAGAGUACUUGUCGCCAAAGUUCGCCAAAUACAGUAUGACAUUUAUACUGAGAGGCACCAGACGAGGUUUGCAGAAGUUGAUAGGCUAUCUUGCCCGGCCCUGUCGCAAAAUGGACCCGUCGGAGAAAGGUCGUCUUGGUUUCAUUAGUAGGGAGCCGUUACCAGAGAGGACAGCAUUCACUGCAACACCGUGGUCUCCUAACCAGAAGCUGUUCGUCACCUACCGUGUGGUGUGUGCCGUCUUCACCCUCGCCAUUCUCAUCUGGAGCGUCCCUACCGACAGUAACCGAUGGAUCACCUUCUACUCAAACUGGAUGUACGCUACCCUGACCCUCCAUUUCUGCUGGAGCGCCACUAUCUGUCUACAGCAGUACUGCAGCACUCACGAAGGCCCGUCGCAAAGAACACUCUACAUCGGUUGGAUAAUCUACGACAUGGCCAUGACUAUUUCGUUGACUGUGUCUGCGGAGUACUGGUUCUCGCCAUGGCCUGUCACGAUCGGCCUUCGUAGUAUUCUACGGCACGGGUUGAACUCGGUCAUGGUUGUAAUUGACGUUCUACUGUGCGGGAUACCUUCACGAAUGAACCGCGUGAUAUACCCAGUCAUCCACCAAGGUUUUUACAGCGUUUUCGUGGUGUUGUACUGGCUUGGUGGGUUCAGGGGAUACGAUGGGAAACAAUACAUCUAUUCUUUUCUGGACCUGAACACAGUCCCGCUCCAAGCCAUCGGAAUCUUGUUGGCAAAUACGUUCAUAGUCAUGCCAGUGUUUCAUGCCUUGGUAUGCGCCUUAUAUCGGGCACGUUUGAAACUGUUGAAGAAGUUUAGAAAUAAAAACAACCAUAAAAUCAUUUUAAAAGGGAAACAAAUGCAAACUGUACAAACAGAAAGCGUUAACGGUAAGAUACAAGAUAGUCCUGUCGAACAGAUCCAAAUGAAUGGAGUGGCAUAUGAAACAGUUUAAAAGGGACUCAUUUUUCGAGUUCACAAUAGGCCAUUGUUGAUUUGAU